AGUCCAUCACAACAUUUCCCCUUCCCCGCCCGACUCGCCGGAAGUGCAAUCCUCCCUCGGCGCUGUCCUAGCAACCGCGUCCCUAGCAACGGCGCGAUGCAGACGGAGCGGGUGGCGCCCCUGGCUCUGCCUCGAGGGCGGAAGGUCUUUUGCGAGCUGUGCCGAGCACCGGCCACGGUCCGCUGCGGUGGCUGCGGCGUCACCUUCUACUGUGAAGUGGAGCAUCAAAAUGCCGACUGGGUCAGCGUUCACGAUCAGAUAUGCCAACUGCUCAUUCAUAGCAUCGUCACCUUUUAAUACCUUGGAAAGAGACAGCAUGGACGAGAACAGAAGAUCAGCAGAGAAAAGUUCAUAGCUGAACUGACUCAUAAUGUGGCCCAGAAAUUCCUGUUUGAAGGCAAACACGAUGACGCUUAUCCUCAGAAAUUGCAUUCUCUGGAAUUCACCAUUAGCGUAUUUUGGAAUUCGCUAAGGGUGCCAGCUUACAUCAUGAUAGCAGAGGCGGUUUCAGGCCUGGGACAUCUCUCCCAAGCAGAGGAAUACCUCUCCCAAGCUCAGUGGAGUGUCCUCAAGACAUCUCAGUGCAGCUCCAUCAUUCAGUCCAAGCUGCAUCGUAAUCUGGGGCUCCUGUUUGCAGCCAAAGGGAACUUUGAGGAGUCUUUGUACCACCUGGCGAAUGACGUAGUGACAGCCUAGUUCUAAAGCAAACUUUGUAAUUGUCAAAACCCAUCCAUCCACCUUAAUAGGGUGGCUUCUUACAUGGCCAAUGUUUUCUUCCGGCAGAACAGAAUGGAUGUUGCCGACUCCUUGUACACCGAGGUUACUGAAAUUUGGUAUAAUCACUUCAGCCGCUUUAUUGACUGCCAACUCAAGUCCCUCUUGAGUCGAGCCCAAAUCAAUGUGUUACCCGAGGAGGAGACGACUGUAGAACUUCUUGAUGAAGGCCAGCGAGCUGAAGCCACACAGAUGCUGACUACCAUCUUGGAUUUCAGAGAGCAAGAAUCCAAGCCACAUCAGACCAAAAUAGCCAAGGUGGUCCUUGCUCUGGCCAUGUUCCAUUACUUGAUCUUUGAUACACCAAAGGCUCAAGAACUCAUUAAGAAAACUCAGCGCAUCAUAAAAGCAACGCCGGUUGAAGAGCUGGAAGACUGUCUUCAUCGCUUUUUAAAACUGAUCAAAUCGAAGCCUUUCUACGCCAAAUAGAAGCGCCUCCCAACCCAGCAUUUGGCUGAGGUGGAGUGGCAAGCUGCCGAGCUCUCUCUGUAGCAUUUGGCUGGGUCUCCUUAACAUUUUAAUUAAAUAUAAACGUGUUACAUUUCUGUGAAACUGCCAUACCAGUCUUCACUCAACAGCACUUGUGGGUUAGACCUAGUGGUGCAUUAUUUGAAAGUGGUACCAUACCUGCCUGCCUGCCGCUGCACUGUCCGUGUGCCUCACUUCACCAGCUGUCCGACCCCUCAGUGCUUCUCAGCCACUGGCAGCAAGCUUUGAGGAGACGUUCCCACUGCCCUGAGCCAACAAGAAGGUGCACCACUGGUGAGCAGGAGAACUAACCCAAGGCUGGGUACCUGAGGGGUGUGCUGAUGCCAUAGGUGCUAUUUUCUGUAGAUACGCCCCUGUUUAGGCCCAGGAGGCCAGCAGGCCUAAUGGGGCUCUCAGGUAUGGAGGGGCUGAUCCCGUAAUAAUUCUCACUCCAUUAGAAGGAUUGCACAAAUAUGUGCUUGCACUGUAGCCUGCAAUCAGGGCUGUGUUUGUAAAGUUCUGCAUCCUGAUGUAGUGUCAAGAAGAGCAAAUUUCUCCAACUUGGAUGCAUUAUUGACACUGGGGAGAUUUGUAUAAUUUUUGCCUGGUUUGAUCUGGUUUUGCCAAUCCUGGGGGGGAUGUCGAGAAUCUCUGGGGCACAGUGAAACCCUCCUGCCCACUUGAAAUCUUAUUUGGCAACUUCCCCAGCUCCUUUGAUUUCAGAAGGCAGAUUAAGAAACAAGUAAUUAGAAAAAGAAGAUUUUUUCCCUUGCCUUUCUCUCCUGCAAGAAGAUUCAAGGCGGCUUACAAAUUCCUUCCCUUCCUCUCCCCACAACAGACACCAUGUGAGGUAGGUGGGGCUGAGAGAGUCUUGAGGGAAGUGUGAC
Messenger RNA from Sphaerodactylus townsendi, 2129 nucleotides. RefSeq names its product zinc finger MYND-type containing 12 (gene ZMYND12). Lineage: Eukaryota; Metazoa; Chordata; Lepidosauria; Squamata; Sphaerodactylidae. The record is from RefSeq and is a predicted model, not a curated record. Gene Ontology annotation, molecular function: protein binding.